Molecule: messenger RNA, 5184 nt
Organism: Orbicella faveolata
Lineage: Eukaryota; Metazoa; Cnidaria; Anthozoa; Scleractinia; Merulinidae
Biological process (GO): proteolysis
Molecular function (GO): metalloendopeptidase activity; zinc ion binding
Source: RefSeq, a predicted model, not a curated record
ACCGAACUGCUCAAGAUAUGAGUCUUGCGCUAUGCUAAGAAUUGAAAGUUGGCGAUAACGGAGCCAAAAGUAAUGAAAGUAAUAUACUUUGAUUACAACUUUAAUCUUUUACAACGAUUUUGCUUUGCGUGUCGGCAAGGUUAGAACUGAUGGCUGAAAAAGUGAUAAAUGACUUUGACAGUCAGUAAUUUAUUUCGUUUCGCUUUUCUUGAAAUUAAAGUUGCAAUAAAAAGGCGAAGAAUUGUUUGCAAGCCAAAACGGUUCAACUAAGUAUGCAGAACGAGCCAAUUUCAUGAAUGUUAAAUGGAACGCUGAAGGCGCUUGUCAGGUAAUGGGCUUUCAGCUGCGGUUUUAUUACGAUUCUCCCUGGAAUAUGAAUCUGUUUAAACUUGUUUGUUUUGUAACUAUUAACUGUGGGGACCUUGAAAAGCGGGCGGCAAGCAGAAACAAUGCACGAUUUUAUUCAGUGAAUGUCAACCUCGCUGACAAACUGAUCGGUUCUCAGUCUAAACUUGUUAUUAAACUUAUCUGUCGUCGUACAAGAUCACCGAUCAUAACUCUUCAUGCAAAAUCUCUCAAGGCAUCACGCUUGUUUAAAAAGAAAGGUGUAAAUGUUUGCAUUUUCUGAAAGACAUUUAGUAGCGGCUUGAAGGGGGUCUUUCUCUUUCUUUAUCUUAGUUUGUAAUCGAAUGAUUGUUGUUAGUUGAAUUAUUAAAAGCAGUGUCACUAGGUGAGUAUCAAGUUUGGCUUCAGACAAGAAUGAUGCAUUUAUCUUUAUUUGGAUGAUGAAUGAUGGAGGUUACAAAUUAUGCCUGCUAAACUAUUCAUGUAAGCGCGUGUAUUUAUUAAUUAAUGUGUCUGCUUGUAGGGUAAAAUGCAACUUCAUAUUUCCUGGAUUCUGCUGGUGUCGAGCGCUUCUCUAUCAUCUGCUCAAUUACCAAGCAACAAUGACGACGAAGAGGAAGACUCCAGCCCCAGGACCAUGCCAGACUUCUGGUUGUAUGGAGACAUUAAACUAACUGACCACCAAAAAGCUCUGCUCGAUGUACCGGUCGGCGCGGAUGACUUCGUACACCAGCGAAAACCGCCGGCCGCUACCCGAGAGAAAACCCUACUGUGGGAGGGAGGAGUCAUUCCUUAUGUGUUCGACUGCAGUAUGAAAAAUAUGCCUGAACUUCAGAGUAUUGUUCGACUGGCUAUGGAUGACUGGGAAUCUAAAACGUGCCUCAAGUUCGUGGAAAGAACGAACGAAAAGGACUAUGUCACUUUUUUCAGGGGAUCUCAUUGUUACAGUACAGUGGGAAAAGCGCGGUAUGAACGCAGGGAAGUAUCUGUUGGAUCCGGGUGUGAGUAUCAUCACGUGAUGGUGCAUGAGAUAGGUCACGUGAUUGGAUUCUGGCACGAACAGAGCAGACCCGACAGAGAACAAUACGUGAAGAUAAUUUGGAAAAACAUCAACAGAGGUUGGGAGCACGCCUUUCUCAAACAAACAUGGCAAGCCGUCGAUUCUUUGAACACGCCGUACGAUUAUUCCAGCAUCAUGCAUUACAAAUUGAACGCCUUCUCUCGAUCAUCAAGAAAAAAAACAAUAGUACCCCGAAAGAAUGUUCGGGCCCGCCCCUAUAGGAAGAUUUCCAAGAUUGACGCUCUUCAGGUCAAAAGGAUGUACAAUUGUGAUGGUAAGAAUCGAUCUUCUGCAAAUACUUCGAAUAUCCAAGCAAUUAAGCGUACAAGACGAGCCGUGACGAAAUCUGAGACUGGGGGCUUGGUAACCAUUAGAGGACCCAGUUCCCUUUCAGAAAAAGUGGCGAGCAAAAAGAACCAAGAUCCAAACUGCAAAGAUUUGAGUAAGGCUUGUCCCUACUGGGCCAAGAAAGGUUUCUGUAAGACGCGUCGUGACUUUAUGCUGAAGGACUGCAAACUAAGCUGUAACGCGUGUAACAUAGAAGCUGAGACUAAAAAAGUGUCUGUGGAAGAAUGUGUAGAUGCCAAGCACGCUUGCGCAUUCUGGGCUAAAAGCGGCUUCUGUGAGAGUCGGCCAGACUUUAUGCACGUCAAAUGCAAGAAAAGCUGCCGUGUUUGUAAUGAAGACAGAUGCAUGGAUCGCGAUCCACGUUGUCGUGCUUGGGCGAGAUGGAAAUACUGCACUCACGAAAAAUACAAGAAUAUCAUGAUGCAGGCGUGUAGGAGGAGUUGUGCGUUUUGCGUCGCUGAAACCCACGAUUGCAAGGACCGUGAAAAGUCUCGCUGCCCGAGGCUUAAAGAAGAAGGAUACUGCGAGUCAACCAAUCCUGAUGAACGGUUGUCAAUGAGAAAUAAUUGCGCUUUGACAUGCAACUUCUGCAGAAAAAUUGAAAACGCCGUAGUUAAACAGAGGUUGUCUCCCUGUGUGAAUACUUUCAAAGCCUGUCAUGGCUGGUCCAGACUUGGUUACUGUUCUUCCAACAGUAAAGAACGUUUUAUGCGCGAGUACUGCAGGAAAAGCUGUAACUUGUGUGCCUCCAUUGAUCCAGAUUACUUAACUGAGAAAUGUUUAGACAAUGACAUCUUGUGUGAAGAUCUUAAAGCUCGAGGAUACUGUGAAUUAGAGGACAGGAAAACGUACAUGGCAUUCAACUGUAAGAGAACUUGUAACCUAUGCCGCAGAAGAAUAGCAAUGCCUACACCAUGUACAGACAAACACAGGUAUUGCAAAUACUGGGCUGCUCGCGGUGAUUGUCACAUCAAAGCAUUGUUUAUGAUAAAACACUGCGAACGGAGCUGUAACCUCUGCGACUCAACUGGAAUAUACGAGAUAAAUACUCCACGUCAAAAGUCGCCAUGCUUUGAUAAGCACAAAAACUGUCCCAAAUGGAGCGACAGUGGUUACUGUGAUAUUUAUUCCAAUUACAUGUACAAGAAAUGCCCGCUCAGCUGUGAAGCCUGCUACCCAGAGGAGGAGAAUAAAUCGGUGGAGCCCUGUAAGAACAAGGGGGAUGACGCUAACUGUGAACACUGGGCAGGACUUGGGUUCUGUCAGAGGAGACCUGAAAUCAUGAUUGACAAAUGUCAACAUGCUUGUAAUUCAUGUCCAAAAGAACCGGUCAAACUUGUACCAGCUGAGCCGAAGGGUAUUAAGUGUAAGGAGGCUUGUAAAAAGUGGCUUGAGCAAGGACACUGUUCGACUAGAUGGAGAAAUCGAUGCAUCAGGACUUGUUUAGCCUUAGGAUGUGAUGAGGAACCUGUUAGACCCGCGGGAACCUGUUCUCAGCCUCUGGGUGCGGGAUGGAACUUCACGCUGCCGGACAGCGCCUUUAAUGCAUCUUCCAGCUUCUUUUCAGGUUCGUGGGACUUCGGUGCUUACAACGGUCGACUGUAUAAACAGGACGAUCGCAUUAGGAAGAGAACCGGCUGCUGGUGCGCAAGAAAUAAAAAGAAAGAACAGUGGCUCCAAGUGGAUCUUGGGAAAAUCAAGUUCGUUACAGCUGUUGCCACACAAGGACGUGAUAAAUAUUAUGAGCAUGUAAAGUCAUAUGAACUAGCUUUUAGUAAAGAUGGACAAAGGUGGAAUCGAUACAAAGAGAACGGCAGGAUUAGGGUUUUACCGGGGAACUGCGAUAACUUUACUCCAGUGGUCAAUAGGUUGAUUAGGCCAAUCCAGGCCAGGUUUGUCCGGUUUUAUCCCAGAACGUAUAAGAACAUUUGUAUGAGAGUAGAGGUGUAUGGAUGUAGCAGGCACAAAGGUUAUGAAAAGAAGAAAGCACCACCUCCCGUAUUUGGAUUACUCUGAUGACCGGCAGACGACAUCAUCGACCUGGAACUCAUACAUUCGAUAGAGCAAGUAGUUCGCACGCGCUGUGGAAAUGCUUCGGCCGCUGACUGCCGAUUUUGCGGGCGCGGGGAAAAUGGCGGGAAAAAGGCGCAGCUCUAAGUAUCUGUCACGCAGUCACUAAAGUCUGGUUUUCACUAGCGACGCAAGCACAAGCGCAAGCACAAACGCAAGCAAUAGGGAUACCCAAGUGAAAACGAAAUUCGACGCAAACACAAGCACAAGCAAAAUCAUCAGAACAUUCCAAACUUUUUAGGCGCAAGGUACUCUGGAUCCAGUGCUUUCAUUGGCCAAACGUAACCACGUGUGGUAAACAUUCUUGUGCUUGUGUUAUGCCUAAGCGAUAUUUCAUUUUCAGUUGUUGCAUCCCAAACGCAAGUAUGAGCGCAAGCAAAAGAAAAAGGAAAAAUUUGGAUCCUUGAGCUUAUUCUUACGCUUGUGCUUAUGCCUGCCUCAAGGCCGUUUUCACGGUGAAAUAAGAAUUAUUGUACCUGCGCUUGUGCUUGCGUCGCUAGUGAAAACGAGGCUUAAAAGAGAGUCUUAAUCGCAACACUAAGAUUUUUUCACUUAGUAUAGACCUGUUUCAAAUACAGACGUAGCAUUUUAACGUGCUGUUUCUUUGCUUUAUACCACAUUAUUAAACGUGUUUCAUAUCAUACAAGAAAAACGUUCCACGUGCCUCGUAUUUGUGUUUAUUUAAAAACAGACUUGCAUGUGUUCUCUGUGUGUAGCGCAGACAGAAAAAAAAAACUUCGGGUGACGGAUUCACUACGAAAAUAAGUAUAGUUCCCCUGUUGGUGUUUAAAAUAGCGGCUAGUAUGUCAAGCAGUGAUCCGUGAAAAAGGGACUAUUCAGCUAUUCAUCACCAGGGCCGAGUUGUUCGAAAACCGGUUAACGCUAUAUUAAACCCACGAUUAAAAGUUAAUAGAAGUAUUAAUUUUUCCUGAAUAAAAAUGUUUAUCACUACUUAUGUUUUGUGGAGUUUGAGAUUUUUCAAACUCAAAACAGAAGGACAAACAAUAUAUAAAUUGGCAAACAUACCGAAAGGUAACAAAACUUAAAUCAAAAUUCUCGCUAAUCCUGGGAUAACUUAAUCGGGUUUUGAACAACUCGGCCAGGGUGUGAACGCGUAGUUAAAUAAAUACUAGUUAUUUGUGUUAAAUUAAAAUAAUUGAUAUUUGAACAAUAUGUUAGGAAAUACUGUAAGCUUUAUGUGACUAUCCAGAACUUAGCUGUGGUUUUAUCCUGUAUCAUUAGACUAUGAUUUCUUACCUGUACAAAUUGCAUUCGUCCUUCGGGCUCGUGCAAUUUGGUUAGCCUUUGAAAAAUUUACUCGUGCAAAUUGCACUCGAAAUCAUGUGAUUACCUAUACUAAU